Molecule: messenger RNA, 1029 nt
Organism: Lizanozyma spartinae
Lineage: Eukaryota; Fungi; Ascomycota; Pichiomycetes; Serinales; Debaryomycetaceae
Product: phosphopantothenate--cysteine ligase
Exons: 1
Coding region: 1-1029 (342 amino acids)
Biological process (GO): coenzyme A biosynthetic process
Cellular component (GO): nucleus; cytoplasm
Molecular function (GO): phosphopantothenate--cysteine ligase activity
Source: RefSeq, a predicted model, not a curated record
AUGCCACCGUUGCCCAAAUCGUUCCAUACGUCGUAUCCUGAUGCUGACUCUGCCAUAGAUCGAAGAAUUCCGGAUUUCCCCAUAGCGCAGCUUCUGGAUGAAGAUGUUUACUUCAAUACUCAUAAACCUCCCACGUACUUGGGAGAGAUAGAAGCGGAAAUCUCAGAGUUUAUCGAUUACCAUAUCAAGAAUACAGGGAAGAAAGUAGUCUUGGUCACCAGUGGAGGUACUACUGUGCCAUUGGAGAAUAAUACGGUGAGAUUCAUCGAUAACUUCAGUGCUGGUACGAGAGGUGCAACAUCUGCAGAAUACUUUUUGGAACUCGGUUAUGCUGUUGUCUUUUUGCAUAGAGAAUUCAGUUUACUUCCAUAUUCAAGACAUUAUAGCCAUACUACCAAUUGCUUUCUUGACUAUAUGACGGAAGCCAAUAACAGAGUUGAAAUCAACCCCAACUUUGCCGAUGAAAUGCUAGUAGUGCUUCGAAAGUAUAAUGCAGCUAAGGAAUCCAACUCCCUUUUAUUGGUGCCCUUCACUACUGUCAAUCAAUAUUUGUAUACCUUGAAAACCAUAUCGGGUGUUUUAUCUAAAUUAGAAUCAAGAGCCCUUUUUUUCCUUGCUGCUGCCGUGUCUGAUUUCUUUUUACCCCAUUCAAGAAUGCCAGAACAUAAGAUCCAAAGCCAAACAUCAGGAACUUUGAUUGUCAAUUUAGAGCAAGUUCCAAAGUUUUUAAGUAGAUUGGUGGAUAAUUGGGCUCCUACUGCUAUGAUUGUGUCGUUUAAAUUGGAGACUGAUAGUCUGAUAUUGAUCAAGAAGGCUAUAGGUGCUUUGGAAAGAUACCAGCAUCAAUUGGUUAUAGGAAACUUACUUCAAACUAGAAAGAAAGAAGUGGUAUUUGUUACACUUAAGGACGAAAAUUGGGUACGGUUGACCGAAGAACAAAUUGGGAAAAAUGUUGAAAUUGAAAGCAUAAUGAUUCCCAAGGUUAUUGAGGCCCAUGAUCAGUGGAUAAAAAGUAAACAAAAUAAUUAG